UUUUUGACAACACCUUGUUCAUUCACACCAGCGAGAGCUUCGAUCGGAAACGUCGAUAACGGAAUAACCUCUUGGCCCGUUGCACCAGCCACCCUUAAAACUGUUCGCUGGAACGUGGUUCGUCAUUUGAACCAAGUUCACAGAAGUUGCACCAUCGUUCAACUGAUCCUACUUGACCACUAUUUGGUAGAACUGAUUGCAGUCUGUACGGUUAUAGCUAGUGAUAGUGUUCGUUAAUUGUUUACAUUGGCCCUUCGAGAUUUUGUCUGAUAUUUUAACAAGAGAACGAGGAGAAGACAUGAGAUAGUGCACCGGCUACUUAAUGCUAAAAUGUUUCACGGGUCAAACACUAUGGCUUCGACCAGUUACAUGGACACACCCAACCCGAAUGUUUACGGAGGGAACGGAGGUCCGGUUUACGUGCCACCGAGGGGCGGAGGAGGCUGGCAGGACCCGUACCAUCAGCAACACCACCAUCAUCAGCAGCAUCAGCUGACGCCGCCGGCUGCCAACAGCUUCUAUCCGACGAUGAUGUGGCGUUCCUACGACCACCACUACCGCCCCCAUUACGAGAGCAGCGGAAUGGAGAUGGGCGAAGGAAGGGAAUGCGUCAACUGUGGAGCGAUCAGCACACCUUUAUGGCGAAGAGACGGGACCGGCCACUACCUCUGCAACGCAUGCGGCCUGUACCAUAAGAUGAACGGGAUGAACCGGCCACUGGUCAAGCCGGUGAAGAGGCUCGUCAGUCCCCACACGUAUUUCAUGGUGCAGACUGCGACGCGCCGGCUGGGGCUAUGUUGCACCAACUGCGGCACGGGAACGACCACUCUUUGGCGGAGGAACAACGAAGGGGAGCCGGUCUGCAACGCCUGCGGUUUGUACUUUAAGCUCCACGGAGUCAACCGGCCGCUAGCCAUGAGGAAAGACGGCAUUCAGACGAGGAAACGGAAGCCGAAGAAGUCAUCUCAAGACUCCGGCUCUACCAUUUCUCAAACCACGCCGCACUCCGCCUUAUCAGCAGAGAACUCCUCGAAGCUGGUGAGCAGUGGUUCAUCUGACCGGCCCUAUCUCGGCCAUACGUCGCUGCUGGUAGGAGGUAGCGGGAUCAAAUCCGAGCCCGUACCUAACCAGUACCCGGAACACAUGGAGCCGUACUACCAAAGCCAGCAUUACAACAUUCAACAUACUGAUUACCUCGGCAACAAGCUCAUGGCCUCAACAUAAUGGGACGGCCUCCUACACCCUCCAUCCUCCAUACACUGUACUGUACAUAGGAUCUCUUUGACCGAGGGUCUCUAGACUCCGAUUGCCGUUGUGAUGCACGUUGAAUAUUUCGGGUUUGUUACACGAGCCGGCCUUGGUAGUCCUAAAAACAUGUCUGGGGAAAGUCUUCGGUCAAAUCGAAGGUUCCGUAGAAUUUGGAGACAAUGGUGAUUUUUGUUUACGUUUUCCAAUAAAAUCCCGAGUGUGUUCAUUGUACCUGAGCCGUUUAUUUCCCGAUGACGACCGACAUCACUGAUACCGAGUCACCGGAGAUUUCCCUGCCACCGAUUCUCCUCAAAAAAGACAUUUGAGACCUGGGGAGGCGUCGGUGCGUCAAAACGAUUCCGGCUUCUGUUGAUAUUCACUUCAUUUCGCUUUCGGCCUUUUCCUAAGUAGAAAGAAAAUCCUAGUCAUUCUUCUCCUGCUGAAUCAUCGCAACUUUGUAUUAAGAAAAAUGUUUGUAGUAAUUUCGACAAACUGUAAAUAAUUCGCCGCAGUCAUACGGUGACCUCCACAUUGGCUAUUUACUGUACAAAUUGUAAGAUAGAUUUUGAACUGAUUGGUAGUACCUAGAUGUCGUAAACGGUAACUUUUGUACAUCAGUUUCUAUUUAUUAAUGUUGUAAUAUUCCUGCUAAGUAAAGUUAAAUUUCUCUUGUAUGUAUUU
Molecule: messenger RNA, 1929 nt
Organism: Cimex lectularius (bed bug)
Lineage: Eukaryota; Metazoa; Arthropoda; Insecta; Hemiptera; Cimicidae
Product: GATA-binding factor A-like
Exons: 7
Coding region: 331-1224 (297 amino acids)
Biological process (GO): positive regulation of transcription by RNA polymerase II; cell fate commitment; negative regulation of transcription by RNA polymerase II
Molecular function (GO): DNA-binding transcription factor activity, RNA polymerase II-specific; zinc ion binding; RNA polymerase II cis-regulatory region sequence-specific DNA binding
Source: RefSeq, a predicted model, not a curated record